Messenger RNA from Penaeus vannamei (Pacific white shrimp), 255 nucleotides. The record is from RefSeq and is a predicted model, not a curated record. NCBI's taxonomy places the organism in Eukaryota, Metazoa, Arthropoda, Malacostraca, Decapoda, Penaeidae.
ACUCCAACACCCCCUCCAAUCCACCCCACUCCAACACCCCCUCCAAUCCACCCCACUCCAACACCCCCUCCAAUCCACCCCCCCCUCCUCCACCCCACUCCCCCUCCAAUCUCCAACACCCCCUCCAAUCCAUCCCCCUCCAACAGCCCCUCCUCCCCACCCCCCACUCUAACAUGCCCAACAGCCCAGCCCACUCAAAGACCCUCAACCGCCGCCACUCCACUGAAAUGCCGCCCAUCCAUCCCCGCUCUCUAA